AUGCCGGACGCGUUCAUUCCCAAGUCUCGGCGGAUCCGUUUCGCCUUGUCACUCCGCAUCCACGACCUGAACAACGUCCCGCUAGUGUCUGGUACAUCGUUCAUCACAUGGCAUCUACCUUCCUCCACUGCAGCAGAACACCGCGGGCGGACACCGAAGCAUGCGAUCAAGGACCAUCGUGUGGUCUACGACUACACAAAGCAGAUGGACGUACGGCUGUCCAUAGGCAAGGAUGGCAUGCUCCAGUCCUGCGAGGUUCACUUCGAGGUGAUUCAAGAGUACAGCAGCGGAGGUCGAGCAGAGCGGAUUCGACUCGGCGAUGUGAAGCUCAACUUGGCCGAGUACUGCGGCUCCGAGGCGGACUCACCAGUACCGGGCAUUGUGAGACGGUACCUGAUGCAGGACUCGAAGAUCAACAGCACGCUAAAGAUAGGUAUUCACAUGAGGCAUAUAGAGGGUACACGGGACUACUACGCUCCAGCUUUGCGAACGGCGCCGGUGUUUGGAGGCAUAGCGGGUAUCAUAUCCUCCUCUGAGCCAGCUUCCGCCACGCACGGUGUAGCCACUACCAGUCGGGAGCUGGGCGAAAUGCAGGAUAUGUACCGUCGAACACUCGCCGCUUACUGGGCCUCUCAACCAGGCGAGCUGAAAGCCGACGAGUGUAUCGAAGACAUCUUCGCAGGCGGUGACGGUUGGGGUAAGAAUGGUCGACCUCCAAACGUCAGUGCACCUGGCCAUGAGCACAGUAGUCAACCCGGCUCAGGAUCCAGUACGCCGGCCCAAGAUGGACAUGAGGAUGUAAGCCGUGCUGGCAAGACCAGCCGGUCAGACAGACACACGAUCAGCUUGGGUGGUGGUAAGCACAUGGGCUACGGUAAGCAUGGCGCUCGUCACAGCACGAUGCAAACGCCACGGAAGAUUCCUGGUGAGAUUGACGAAUUUGAUAUCCGAGAGGACCUAAGAAGCUGGACCGUCAGUGAGAGGGCGUUCACAUGA
Baudoinia panamericana UAMH 10762 is the source of this 996-nucleotide messenger RNA. RefSeq lists its product as uncharacterized. NCBI's taxonomy places the organism in Eukaryota, Fungi, Ascomycota, Dothideomycetes, Mycosphaerellales, Teratosphaeriaceae. The transcript has 3 exons. The record is from RefSeq and is a predicted model, not a curated record. The coding region runs from base 1 to 996 and encodes 331 amino acids.